Messenger RNA from Cooperia oncophora, 987 nucleotides. Lineage: Eukaryota; Metazoa; Nematoda; Chromadorea; Rhabditida; Trichostrongylidae. The record is from the annotation of a GenBank genome assembly.
AUGAUAUCAGCUGAAGCUCAUCUUGUGUUCGGAGUCCACGCACAAGUUGAUGGUCGUCAUGAGGCGAGCCUUUCUACGACCAACAAAAUCGGUACAACGAAUCGAGGAAUCGGGCCCACGUACUCGUCGAAAUGUUUCCGUAAUGGCAUACGAGUUGCGGACCUUUUGGGUGACUUCGAAGCCUUUUCCGAGAGCUAUCGUCGACUUGUGGAUCAUUAUCGAAAACAGUUCCCAACGAUCGAUGUUGAUACAGAAGCAGAACUGGCUCGAUUUAAGGAACAUCGUGAAAAGCUGAUCUCAUUGAAUUUGGUUGGCGACACUGUUGGACUCAUCCACAGCAUGCGGAACAAGGGUGGCUCGAUCCUGAUUGAAGGGGCCAACGGUGCCCUUUUGGAUAUCGAUUUCGGAACCUACCCAUAUGUGACGUCAUCGAACGCUACUGUUGGUGGAGCUUGCACUGGUCUUGGAAUUCCCCCCACUGCCAUUUCCCAGGUCUUUGGAGUUGUGAAAGCAUAUCAAACACGAGUAGGUACUGGUCCUUUCCCCACAGAGCUAAAAGACGAAACCGGAGAUCUUCUGCAGUCUAUUGGAAAAGAAGUAGGAGUCACCACUGGGAGAAGAAGGAGGUGUGGAUGGCUUGAUUUGUUCUUGUUACGACGUAGCGCUCAGAUCAACGGCUACACAGCAAUUGCUUUGACCAAGUUGGACAUUUUGGACACCUUCAAAGAGAUAAAAGUCGCCGUCGGGUAUCGUCUCAAUGGCGAAUCUCUCAGUGCGCCUCCUGCCCAGGCAGCCGCAUGGGAUCGCGUUGAAGUUGAGUACAAAGUCUUCCCUGGAUGGGAAUCACCAACCGUCGGCAUUCGAACUUGGGAAGAAUUGCCUGAGAAGUGCCGCGAUUAUGUGCUGUUUAUUGAGAGCUUCAUUGAGGUUCCCAUUAGAUGGAUAGGAGUUGGUCCGGAUCGUGAAUCCUUGAUAGUUCGUGAAUAG